Hyla sarda is the source of this 2390-nucleotide messenger RNA. It is a transcript of the gene PPID, whose product is annotated as peptidylprolyl isomerase D. Gene Ontology annotation, biological process: protein folding; protein peptidyl-prolyl isomerization. Lineage: Eukaryota; Metazoa; Chordata; Amphibia; Anura; Hylidae. The record is from RefSeq and is a predicted model, not a curated record. Gene Ontology annotation, molecular function: protein binding; peptidyl-prolyl cis-trans isomerase activity. The coding region runs from base 87 to 1199 and encodes 370 amino acids. The transcript is spliced from 11 exons.
CCGGAUGUCCCUCCCCACCGCAGCGGAAGUGUGCCCAGGUGUGAGAAGCCGGUGAACAGUUAUAGGGAAUUGUCCGCAGAGAGACUAUGUCUAACCCGGCUCCGAACAACAGACCGUCCAAUCCGGACAAUCCGCGAGUGUUCUUUGAUGUGGAGGUGGGAGGCGAGCAGGUUGGCAGAGUCGUACUAGAAUUAUUUGCUGAUGUGGUUCCUAAAACUGCUGAAAACUUCCGAGCACUGUGCACAGGCGAAAAAGGUUUAGGACAGACAACUGGGAAGCCUCUUCACUUUAAAGGAUGCCCCUUCCAUAGAAUUAUUAAAAAGUUUAUGAUCCAGGGUGGAGAUUUUUCAAACCAAAAUGGAACUGGUGGUGAAAGUAUAUAUGGAGAGAAGUUUGAGGAUGAGAACUUCCAUUACAAGCAUGACAAGGAAGGUCUGCUCAGUAUGGCCAAUGCUGGACCCAAUACGAAUGGUUCUCAGUUCUUCAUCACAACUGUCCCAACUCCCCAUUUAGAUGGAAAACACGUGGUGUUUGGCCAAGUUCUUAAAGGCUUUGGCAUUGUGAAAAUGCUGGAAAAUAUUGAAGUUAAGGGGGAGAUACCUUCUAAAUUAUGUGCAAUAUCACAAUGUGGAGAGCUGAAAGAUGGCGAUGAAGGGGUUAUACCGCCUGGGGAUGGUUCUGGAGACACCCAUCCUGACUUUCCAGAAGACUCUGACGUUGAAUUAAAUGAUGUUGAAAAGAUUGUAAGCAUAGCAGAAGAUGUCAAGAAUAUUGGAAAUAAUUUCUUCAAAUCUCAGAACUGGGAAAUGGCAAUAAAAAAGUAUAACAAGGCUUUAAGAUACGUGGAAAGCUGUAAAGAUGUAACUGGAGAUGACAACAUCGCAAAGUUAAAUCCAAUUGCAGUAAGCUGCAACCUGAAUAUUGCUGCUUGUAAGCUCAAAGCCUCUGACUUCAGAGCGGCUAUUGAGAGCUGCCAUGAGGCUCUUGAAAUUGAUCCAUCGAAUACGAAAGCACUUUACAGGCGAGCCCAAGGACGGCAAGGUUUAAAGGAUUAUGAGCAAGCACUGGAGGAUCUUAAAAAGGCCCAUGAGUUGGCACCUGAAGACAAAGCUAUCAGCAGUGAGAUCCUGCGGGUCAAGCAGAGGAUUAAAGAACAGAAGGAAAAGGAGAAAGCCGUGUAUGCAAAGAUGUUUGCAUAAAUGUUUACAUUGCAGUUGGCAUGCUGGGAGUGGAAGUUUGCAACAUCUGGAGGUCCACAGGCUGAAGACCACUGCACUAUGCUGUCACUUAGAGCAUCUGGGCGCAAAGUAAAACUGCAGAAUAACCUGUCUGAUAUUAAACCAAAAAAGGAGAAAAAAAAAGUAGAUUUUGAACCCAGGUGUGAGAUCUCGCCUAAGUAUUUUUGAACGGUUUACAAUUUCAGUUUUUUAUUUUUUUUAUUUUAUCGCCUGUGACACUGCAUGAACUAUGCAACUAGUGUGAUGUGCAGUGUAUUUUCUUUUAUUCUAGAUUUUUGUUUGUUUUUUGUGGGUAGGCUUCAAUUGGUCUCCAGCAGUGAGAACUGUAUUUCUUUGUAAGGAAGACUUGGGCUGCACAGCUUAGGUUGUGGACAUAACUCAAACAACUGUAUCUCUAGUAAAAUCCUUGCCUUGUACUAUUGUAGAUGCACUAAGACCACGUGCUCUUGUAUUAAAGGGUUGUUCCCAGGCCAACACUUACGGCACGGAAGAAUGGUCAGGUGAUCAAAACUUGCUGUGAGGGAUAAGAAAACUGAACUAUGACCUACAAGUGGCUAAUAUUAUGCCCCAACAAUUGGCAUAAAUGAAUCUAAACCCAUUAUCUGGCCUUAGUUAUGAUCCAGCAUGAUCACUGCAGUGCAACAUGGUAACUUUUGGUUGUGCAACUUCUGAGGCAAAAAAAAGCCCAAUCGCCUUAUGGAAACGCUGUUGCUUCCAGUACUAUACUGUGUAUAUAUAAAAAAAAAAAUUCAAUAGACAGUUGUAAGCUACAUAACAGCCCAUGCUACUAUUUUUGGUUUCCUGACCAUGUGCUUCCUGGAGAUGGAUAUAUAACGGUACAUUCACAUGUACAGGAUCUGCUGUUGAAUCAAUACGAAUUAAUAGGUGAAGACAGCUGUAGAUCCUGUACAUGUAAAUGUCCCAUAUAGGAAUGCCCCUCUAAGUUGUCAGUGAUGUGGCUGUCAGAUGACAUUGCAGGAAGCUAUACUGCUAUUAUGUGGCCUUUGUUACUGACAUUAGCUGUGCCCCAUGUCUACCAUUCAAGCAAGGCUCAUGUUCUGUGUAUUGCAAGAGGAGCAACAAUCCUGUGUAAUAAUGGCUUAUUGUUUUGUCUUUCAUAAACUUGAGCAUAAAAUAAAUUGGUUUACUGUC